AACACUCUCGUCAUGUCAAAUUGAUGUAAAUAUUUUUGUCAAACAAGGUGACAUAGAACUGGAGAUUGUGAAGUUCAUCCACAAAAUUGUUUGGCAUUUAAUUAAUUUGUUUCAUUGUUUGCACUUCAGCUUCGUUUGUUUUGAGAACUACUAAUAGCUCAAAUUUUCGCUCUUUAAGUGAGCGAAUUCUUUGUUUAUCGUUCCUCUGCUGCCCAAUGCUGAACAAAAACCUGAAUGAAGUACCUUUUAAAGAUCCUUUGUUAUAUAGAAUUAUAAGCAGUUGCUCUAGAAAACACAGAAGAAACAGAGUGUUGUUCACCCAUCCGCGAAGUAUAUUGAAAAACUCAUUGCAAUUUUAAUUUUCAUUAUCGAUUUUUUUAUAUAUAAAUUUUCAUCGUCAACCUAAGAUAUGAAGUUUUUGGAAAGCAGUAUAUUUGAAGCUAUAAAUUCUGCUCUUCGUUUCCAAACUGGUGAGAGUGUCAUUCGAGGAAGAAUUGAAAGUUACUCUUGUAAAAUGGCUGGUGACCAUAAAAAACUUUUCAAAAUUAUGAAUGCUGAGGCAAAGGCAAAUGAUCUGCAGGCGUUGUCACCUCCUCGAAGUAUGAUGGUUGCAAACAGUCCAAGUAAAAGCUACAGCCAGAGUUCUGAAGGGGAAGGUCCUCUCUGUGAUACCAUCAAUCGCAAGACACUGAGUUACUUAAUUGCCACUCUGAAUGCUUCUUUCUCUCCUGAUUAUGAUUUCAGCCAUGCCAAAAGUGAAGAAUUCAGCCGAGAACACAGCUUAAGAUGGGUAGUGAGUACCAUUGAUGGCAAUCUAAGUGCAAGUAAUGAAUAUGAACCACUCAAGUCUCAACUGUGGUCUGCCAUUGAUCAUGAAAUUACUUUGUCUGAAUGUGACAUAUACAGUUAUAACCCUGAUCUAGACAGUGAUCCUUACGGAGAAGAUGGUUGCCUCUGGUCUUUCAAUUACUUUUUUUUUAACAAGCGUCUGAAGAGAAUCGUCUUCUUCACUUGUUAUGCCAUGGGCAUGACGUAUUGUGUUGAGUCAUCUGCUUUGUCUGAAGAUCUUAUGAUGGAAAUGGAUGAUUCAUUAGAAUGAGAGCAAGAACAAAAAGAUAAUUAUGUGUUAUAUCCCUCAAGGAUGCCUGAUCACUUACAAAGGAGGAUUUAUUUCUUCUUACUGACCAUUCUACAUUUUUAAAUUACAUCUAUUGUGAACAAUUAUUUUUUUUAUCUUAUCAAUAUUUUUUUAGCACUUGGAUCAUAUGUAUUGCAUUAAAACAUGUAUUAUUUUUUUGUUUUUGUUUAAGGGGUUACAGUACCUUUGCAACAUUUUUUUUUAAAUAAAGGUAUACUAAUUUGUUUUGUGGAUGUUUUGCAUACUCAUUUAACUUAUAAUCAAUAAUUUAUCUUCAAAAAAUAAUUAAACUGUUUAAUUUUUUUUUCAAAUUUUUAAAAAAAUU
Messenger RNA from Parasteatoda tepidariorum (common house spider), 1463 nucleotides. It is a transcript of the gene Maf1, whose product is annotated as repressor of RNA polymerase III transcription Maf1. NCBI's taxonomy places the organism in Eukaryota, Metazoa, Arthropoda, Arachnida, Araneae, Theridiidae. The record is from RefSeq and is a predicted model, not a curated record. Gene Ontology annotation, cellular component: nucleus. Gene Ontology annotation, molecular function: RNA polymerase III core binding. Gene Ontology annotation, biological process: negative regulation of transcription by RNA polymerase III.